UUUUUAAAUUACAUUUACAGAUACUGUGUGUCAACAAAUUUGCCGAUUAUCUUGUAUUGGAGAAUAGUAUUUGUUAAAUAAUUUUGUAUUGCUUAUAACCUUAAGCUUAUAACAAUGAUUCUUUUUUCCUGAAUUUGUAAUCAACGUGUAAAUCUAAUCUCUAUGCUGUGAUUAUUAAUUACUAGGUACAUAAGCUGUAAAAUUUUUUAAAAGUUGAUGGAUGUGAUAGCCUGGGAUAGCUAGAAAAAAUAUAUUAUUCCAAUUAUACAUACAAGUAUGCUAUGUAGGACUGCUGUGCUUUUUAAAAUUAGAUUUUUGUUAUGGAUGAAAACAAUUCAAAUUUUUCUAACAUAAACGGCCAAAAUCUAACAUUUGAUAUUAAAAAAAGUAAUGGAUAUCUGAGAAUAUCGAUAAGUAAAAACAUACCUUUUAUGUAUUAUAUUAGCGCAUUUCUUGUUCUUUUGAUAAAUUUGUUAUUGUUAAUAUGUUCAAAUACAGUUAGCAUAAGUUUAGGAUUAAUAAUACUAUUAUAUUUAACAUAUUCCAUUAUUAAUUUAGUGACAACAGAAGAAUUACAAGUUAUAAAAGGAUUUGGAUACCAGAUAGGUCAAAGAAGCUUUAUAAAGGAAAAUAAAACAUUUAUUCCCUACGAAAAAGUACAGGAAACAUUUAUUAAUGAAGUAAUACAUAAGAACAGAAUCAUUUUUCUGGUCUCCCUUUUAAUAAAACAAGAAAAUGAAAUGGAAAUCGUACCUAUAUUUACUGGCUUAAUUCCAAGACUGAAUUGUUUGACAAUUAUAUACAACGAACUGAAGAUAUUAUAGAGCUAUUAAUUAAUGUAGAUUAAAUAAUAAGACAACAAGAUUUCUACUUCUUUAAUAUAGAAAAAAUUAUUCAA
Sitophilus oryzae (rice weevil) is the source of this 898-nucleotide messenger RNA. Its product is annotated as phosphatidylinositol N-acetylglucosaminyltransferase subunit H-like. The record is from RefSeq and is a predicted model, not a curated record. Gene Ontology annotation, biological process: GPI anchor biosynthetic process. The coding region runs from base 321 to 824 and encodes 167 amino acids. The transcript is spliced from 5 exons. NCBI's taxonomy places the organism in Eukaryota, Metazoa, Arthropoda, Insecta, Coleoptera, Curculionidae. Gene Ontology annotation, cellular component: glycosylphosphatidylinositol-N-acetylglucosaminyltransferase (GPI-GnT) complex.